CCUGUCCGUGAGCAAUCUCCAAACUUAUCUCUGUUCUGGAAGUUGUCAAGCAUAUAUGAUUUUUCAAAGAAUGUGAUUGAAACGAUAUUGCUAUAUAAGCAAAUCAAGAAACAAUGGGUCUCUUAACUGUACUUAAAAAAUUGAAGCAGAAGGAGAAGGAAAUGAGGAUUCUUAUGCUAGGGUUAGACAAUGCUGGAAAGACUACGGUAUUGAAGAGAAUUAACGGUGAGCCGAUCGAUACAAUAUCCCCAACGCUUGGUUUCAAUAUCAAAACAUUGGAACAUCGUGGAUAUAAACUGAAUAUUUGGGAUGUUGGAGGACAGAAGUCUCUACGUUCUUAUUGGAGGAAUUACUUCGAAUGUACCGAUGGUUUAAUUUGGGUGGUGGAUAGUGCGGAUAAACGAAGGCUGGAUGAUUGCAAAGUAGAACUUCAUAAAUUAUUAAAAGAAGAGAGACUCGAGGGUGCUAGUCUUCUUGUGCUGGCUAAUAAGCAAGACCUACCCGGAGCCUUGUCGGCUGCUGAUAUUGCUGAGAUAUUAGAUCUGCCUAAUAUAAAAAGUCAUCACUGGCAAAUAUACAAGUGUUCAGCUGUCACAGCUGAAAACUUGGUAGAGGGCAUAAAUUGGAUCGUUGACGACAUUGCGGCAAGGAUUUUUUACUUAGAUUAAGUCGAUUUUAGUUUUGUAACAUGAGUAUUCCUUUCAUAAAAAUAAGAAAGUGUUAAAGAAAAAACGUCGAUUAAUGUACUUUAAUAAUUCACUAGAAUUUGUACGUUGGAAUACUGGCAGUAGUCCAUAUUGGUUA
Molecule: messenger RNA, 804 nt
Organism: Orussus abietinus
Lineage: Eukaryota; Metazoa; Arthropoda; Insecta; Hymenoptera; Orussidae
Gene: Arl2
Product: ADP-ribosylation factor-like protein 2
Exons: 2
Coding region: 114-668 (184 amino acids)
Biological process (GO): protein folding
Cellular component (GO): cytoplasm; microtubule cytoskeleton
Molecular function (GO): GTPase activity; GTP binding
Source: RefSeq, a predicted model, not a curated record